Molecule: messenger RNA, 2871 nt
Organism: Labrus mixtus (cuckoo wrasse)
Lineage: Eukaryota; Metazoa; Chordata; Actinopteri; Labriformes; Labridae
Gene: eef2k
Product: eukaryotic elongation factor 2 kinase
Exons: 19
Coding region: 246-2507 (753 amino acids)
Biological process (GO): protein phosphorylation
Molecular function (GO): calmodulin binding; ATP binding; elongation factor-2 kinase activity
Source: RefSeq, a predicted model, not a curated record
AGAGCAGUGUGUGUGUGUGUGUACGUGCCGAGGCCCAACGUCACCGUGGUGGACGGCAACAGAAACUACAGCUGGCUUUCCAGGCACGUCUCCGGACCUUCGGGAUACAUUGGAGAACCAGGGCCGACCCGGACCGGCCUGUGAGGGGAGUUUAACCUGCCGCUGCUGCACUCCUGUCUGUUGGUUUAACUUCUUACUGGAAACUGAGAGAAGGAAGACGAUAGAGGAGGAGUGAUUAAAGCAUCAUGGAGGAUGACCUGAUGUUCAGCAUGGAGGAGGAGGAGGAGGGCAGCGCCACGAGACCCCCUGUCCAACGCAGUGCCCACCACCAGCGGGCGCACUCUGUCGGUGACGCCAGUGCCAGUGACGCCGAUGACGAGGACCACUUCAUCUGCCCCAUCCUGGACGACUCAGCCAAAGAGAUCUGCCACUACCUGAAGAACCUUGUUCACACCCAGCAGCUGUCGAACUCUCUCCCAAAGACCAACUUUGUUUUCAGGAAUGAAUCAGAAACAGUGGAAGAACCUAUGUCGUGUAAGGUUUUGUCUGAGAGUGCACGGGAUGCAUGGAAACAUGCAAUAGAGAAGGCCAAAGCCAUGCCCGACCCCUGGGCUCAGUUUCACCUGGAGAAAAUCCAGACUGAACCCUGCAUUCGUUACAGGUACAACGCCAUCACAGGAGAAUGGGCUCAAGACCAGGUCCACAUAAAGAUGGGUGACCAGCCGUUUGGGAAAGGGGCCAUGAGGGAGUGCUUCAGAACGAAGAAACUGUCCAAUUUCUCACACAGCAGCAACUGGAAGUCGGCGUCCAAUUAUGUGGCCAAGCGUUACAUGGAGGAAGUGGACAGAAGUGUUUACUUUGAGGACGUCCGGCUGCAAAUGGAGGCCAAACUCUGGGGAGAGGAGUACAACCGUCACCGACCUCCUAAACAGGUUGACAUCAUGCAGAUGUGCGUUGUGGAGAUGGCAGAAAGACCAGAUAAACCUCUCUUCCACCUGGAACAUUACAUCGAGGGCAAAUACAUCAAAUACAACUCCAACUCGGGUUUUGUGAGGGACGACAACAUUCGACUCACUCCACAGGCCUUUAGUCACUUCAGCUUUGAGCGAUCGGGUCACCAGCUGAUCGUUGUUGACAUCCAGGGAGUCGGAGAUCUGUACACCGACCCUCAGAUCCACACAGAGAAGGGCACCGACUUUGGAGAUGGAAAUCUAGGUGUGCGAGGCAUGGCGCUGUUCUUCCACUCCCACCUGUGUAACAAGAUCUGCAAGAGUAUGGGCCUGACGCCUUUUGAUAUUUCACCUGCGGAGAAGUCCCAGAUGGACUCCACCAACAAACUGCUCAAGUCGGCUCAGACGGUGCUGCGGGGCUGCGAGGAGCCCUGUGGCUCUCCUCGUGUUCGCACCAUUUCAGUGGGCCGAGCUCCUCCUUUGCUGUCCCGCCUGUCCGAGACGUCGUCUGCAGACGAGAGCGUGAGCGACGUGGACUCUGUGCCCUGCUCCCCUCUCAUCCUGCCCUGUUCCCCACUGGCUGCAUCAGGAUAUAUGGGAAAGUCCCCCUUUGCAUACACUUUCACUGGGAUGUAUGAACAUGAACGACUCAACAAUAACAACACAGGUGAACACAAGGAAUCCGACAGCGGAAGUGACAGCGGCUACCCCAGCGAGAGGAGGAGUGAAGGCGACCCAAAUGACAACGUAGACGGGAGGAAGAUGGUAGCUCCUCCGAGAGUCUCUGCAGCUUUAAAUUCAUACAAUCCUGACAACGAAUGGCUGACUGAGGAAAACUGGAGUUUCUACCACUCGUCUCGGGCUCACGUCCACAGAUCGUCCUGCGUGGCCACAGAGGUGGAGCGGCUCAACACUCUGCUGCAGACAAAGAUUGGCCAGUCGAACCUCGGGAAGGUCCACUUGGCGAUGGUGCGGUACCACGAGGCGGGUCGUUUCUGUGAGAAGGACGAGCCGUGGGAUCAGGACUCGGCCAUGUUCCACCUGGAGAGAGCAGCUCUGUGUGGAGAGCUGGAGGCCAUUGUAGCGUUAGGACAGUGCUACAUGCAGCUGCCUCAUCACAUCCUGCCUGACAUGGAGCUCGAGGAUAAUGCAGGAAACAGGAUGAAGGGUUUUAAAUACCUGCUGCUGGCAGCCGAGGCUGGAGAGAGAUCGGCUAUGAUCACAGUGGCCAGAGGCUUUGACACUGGGAUCAGUCUGCCAGCUGACAGAAAGCAGGACUGGAAGGAGGCGAUCCACUGGUACGACAGAGUGUUGAACACGACAGACCACGAUGAGGGGGGAGAGUUUGACGGGACGCAGGACGAGCCUCGACACCUGCUGCUGGCCAGAGCGGCAGAGAUGUACCAAGAAGGAGGACACAACCUCACUGCUGACCCGCAGAGAGCAGGUGAUCUGUUCACAGAAGCGGCAGAAGCUGCCAUGGCGGCCAUGAAAGGUCGACUGGCAAACCAGUACUACAUGAAAGCUGAAGAAGCCUGGGCGCUAAUGGAGGAGUAAUUCUAGAUUCACAUUGCUGUCACAAAAAGGCCACGGGAGUUCAUUUGUCUGACCGAUAGCCAGGCUAGUUUACAUUUUAUAUUACAGGAUGUUUGCUAACAGUGCUACGUGUGUGUGCGUUCAUUCAGUCUUAGUUCAGCAGCCUAGUUAAUGAGUUUCUUUUUCCUGUUUCUUUUUCCUGUUUCUUUUUCCUCUUUUCUUUAAUCUCCAUCUUUACUUACCUUUUUGCUUCAUGAAUGCAUGAAAGAGAAAAACUGCAGAAUCAAAUAAAGAGUAAUGUUUACUUUCUUUGACCCAAACAUAAGUUGUUUUAUGAUUGCAUGUUAAAGAAAAAUGUAAAUAAAGUUGAAUCUGCUUUUUGGGU